UGCUGAUGCUGGGUCCCAGCGGCCCCGACUGCGUGGCACGUGUGGCGCCCGCGCUGCCCUCCUGCGGCUGCGUGUGGUUGGACUGGGAGCUGCCGGUGGUGGGGGCGGAGCGGGAGUGGGUGCCGGCGGCCGUACCCAUGUGGCACAACAGGUACCGCCUAGCAGCUCGCAUCGUACGACAGCGCUACAACGUCUUCUUAACCGACACGGACGUCAUCUUCUUCGACGACCCCUACCUCUACUUCAAGCAGCCGCCCUUCUCCAACUUCACCAUCAUCAACCAGCCCGAGCUGCUGUACGAACAGGCGGAUUACGGCAGGGAGCGGGACCCCAAUGGCGGGGUGCUGUAUGUGCAGAAUGCGGCGCCGGAUGGGCCGGCGGCUUGGCUGUUAGCAGAGGUGGUGGACAGGCUGCUGCGGUGGAUUGACGACGGCUUCUCCCUCACCCGCACCACCCACUCGCUGGCCACCUGGUGCAACUACAUGGACCAGGACGCGCUGAGGGAUGCCAUCAGCAGCGUGCGGCUGGGCCGCCUCUUCUUCGCCGCCAGCAUGCGCGACUGCCGCACGGGGGAGUGGCGGGAGGCGCAUGCAGCGGAGCAUGAGGCCAUCCUGGCGGCCAUUGACAGCCUGCUGGAGGGGGACGGGAGCAGCGGGAACAGCAGCAGCAGCGCGGUGGAGAGCAGCCGGGUGGAGCUGCCAGCGGAGAUGAGGGCGGCGGCGGGCGGGGUGGAGAGCGUGGAGAUCAGGCAUUUCCUCAUGCGCCUGCCCACCUACACCCCCUGGGACCCCGCCUACGGCCCCUACCUCUACCCCGCAUCCCGGGGGCAGCUGUCGACCCAGUGGGUGGAGCAGCUGCGGCGGGAGUGCGACUGCCCCCUCUGGCCUGACCCCUCCGACCCCACCUCCGCCAAUACCACCUCCUCCACCUCCUCCUCCACCUCCACCACCUCCACCACCCGCCCACCUGCUGCUGUGGAGCGCUACCUGCUUGCUCCGCCCUUCCUGGCUCUCAACUGGUUCGCCCGGGGCCGGCUGGGGUACUGGCACCGCGGGCUGACCCCGGGGGGGGCGCCGCAGCAGGUGCUUGGCCACCUUCACUACAUACCAGG
Molecule: messenger RNA, 1111 nt
Organism: Astrephomene gubernaculifera
Lineage: Eukaryota; Viridiplantae; Chlorophyta; Chlorophyceae; Chlamydomonadales; Astrephomenaceae
Source: the annotation of a GenBank genome assembly